AUGAGUUUUUUCAAUAAUAAAGCGGGAGUGACUGCUUCGACAUGGGGGAGCAUGUUGAAACAGGCGAUAAACACAGUGGAGAGCAAAAUUGACAAGGCUUUAGACAUAAGCUCAGAGAAUGCUGAAUAUCAAGGGGAAGUGUAUAUUGAUCCUAUGAUGGGAAUUAUAGCGACUAUAGACAAGCCAGAAAUACCAACAGUUGAGAACGAUAAUUCAGCGUCGUCAAGAGAGUUUUCGCAAGAGCAACAAGAAACACAAGAUUUGCAGGCAAAUGCUGCUACAUCAAGUUCAGCGGAGAAUUUGCUUCCAAUUGGCACUCCCCCAAUAUCGCCAGCAGUAAAUCCAUCACCAGACACACUCAUUCCUUCAACACUGUCAACAGUGGAUGUAUCACCGAGUGUUCCUACCGCCGCACCCACUCCUUCGCCACCUCCCCCACCUCCCCCUACCCCUUCAAAAAUGCCUGAUACGGCACAAUAUAAUACAAAUGCUGUAGUAUCCAACCAAACAAUAGAUGCCAAUUCUGCGGCCACACGCACUUCAUUAUCCGAUACGUUAGUAACGCUUAAGCAGAUACUCGCCACUCAAGAUGACAGCGCAUGUGAAAAUAACAUUGAAUCGUUUUCGCACAAAUCAAGCGAAUCACAUGAAUCGCAUCGUUCGAUUCAGACAGAUACGAUUGCCUAUACUGGAGCGGAGGAAUAUAAUAAUGAGGAUACUGGUAUGGAUUCUGAUGAGAUUGUCGAUAAAAACAGUGGAUAUGAGUCGUCUGCUUUAUUGAAUGCUAGUGAUGAAGAUACACUCGAUGAGAGAUCGAGUCACGACGAUCUUAGACGUAGGACUGCAAGACAUUAUGAAGAAAUUAUUGCAACUAAAGAACAACGACUGCGCGAUGUAGCGGAACAGAAUAUUAUCUUGAAUAAGCAUAUGGCAGAGUUGCGAGGCAAAAUAAUGGAGAUAGAAGAAAAUAAAGAUGCCAUGUUGAAGAUUGCUAACAGCAAAAUUGACGACUUGGAAAAGUCAUUGGAGCAGGCUAAGGAGGCUGCCCAAAAAGUACAACAAUUAACUGUUACCGUAGACGCAUCGCAGAAAACAGUUGAAAAUCAGCGAAAACUACUUCUUGAGAAAGAUGAACAAAUAGCCAAAUUAGUGCAAGCCGGCGAGAAGAGUGAAUAUGAUAAACGAAUUCAAAUAGAAGAACUUCAAAAAGAAUUGGAGCAAUUACGCACAGAAUCAGGAACAUCUGAGGAUAAUUUAAGAAUAGAACUUCGUGAAUUGCGAUCAACGCUCGUAGAAUCGGAAGAGAGAGCUGGUAAACAAGAAGACGCUUUAAGAAAGGAGAUUGAGUCUCUGCAACAUCGACUACAACUAGCCGAGUCUGCCAAGCAAGAAGCCAAAAUGGAGGAGUGGGAAACGGAAAGAAUACAGCUAAUUAGGCGGAUAGACGAACUUCAGACACAGCACGCUUUAUCCAAGAAGAAUUGGGAAAAAACAGAGAUACGAUUAAAAUCUCAACUGGCCGAACGCGAAAAUGAACGUGAACGUCUGACUAAGAAGGAACAAAGCGUAAAAGCCGAACUCACUGAAUUGUCGUCAAAAUUAGAGUCGACUUCUCUUCAGCUAAUAUCGGAACGCAACGAAGUCUCUCGUUUAGACACACUUGUUUCCACCCUUCGCAGCCAAGUCUCUGCUUUGACGUCGCAGAACUCGUCUCUAUCUGCUGAUUUGUCAUCACUCGCAGAAUCCCAUUCAGCCGAACUCGCCACUCUUGCUGACAAACACUCUAAAGAAUUAAAAGAACUUGCUCGCAGUCCCACUUACAAUCUACGAUCUACUAGCGAAACUUCUUUAGGAAUAUACAAGAAUGAUGGUUGGAGUGGUGGGAGGGGAGAGGAUGGGGCGCUUACUGGAAUCAAAUCGCCAAUGCUAUUUAGUCCGGUAUCGAGUGCAAGGAGUAGCAUAGACGGUGGGAAUGGUGUAAUGGGUAGCGUGGUCAUGUUUGAGAAAUUGAAUAAUAAUGUAAAACAGUUGGAAGCUCAGGUUGCUAAUCUGCAGGCACAGUUACAAAUUACUACUAAAAAUCGAGACGAAUUGUCAGACGAGCUGGUCCGAGUGACGAUGCAACUGGAAGAACUUAAAUCAAAAUCGGCAAACUAUGACAUUUUAUCGGAGGAACACACGGAAUUGAACGAACGGUAUAAUACUCUUUUAGAAUUGCUGGGGGAGAAAACCGAGGAAGUAGAGGAAUUGCAGGCUGAUUUGGCAGAUGUUAAGCAAGCAUUUAGAGCUCAAAUUACUGAACUAUGUGCCAAAGCCGAUCAGUCCAAGAAAUAA
Paraglomus occultum is the source of this 2334-nucleotide messenger RNA. Lineage: Eukaryota; Fungi; Glomeromycota; Glomeromycetes; Paraglomerales; Paraglomeraceae. The record is from the annotation of a GenBank genome assembly.